Messenger RNA from Bactrocera latifrons, 1422 nucleotides. RefSeq names its product box A-binding factor. The transcript has a single exon. The record is from RefSeq and is a predicted model, not a curated record. Lineage: Eukaryota; Metazoa; Arthropoda; Insecta; Diptera; Tephritidae. Bases 14 to 1069 code for a protein of 351 amino acids.
AUGAGCCAACGAUAUGAUCAGCGGUAGUGGAGGAGGCGGGAUAGGCGUGAUAGGCGGGAGCAGUGGUGGCGGCAGCGGCAACAGCAACGGCAACAACAGCAACACCAUCAGCGGUAGUGUGGUAAGCACCACACGCCUCAGCCGUGCCCAACAACAGCAGCAGCAGCAGCACCAUCAACAGAGCAGCGGUUCAAGCGGUCUAGCCGCCAUAGCCGCAGCUGCUACUGGCGCCCAACCGAUCGCAUCCGGCAGCGGCACACAUCGUACGCGCAUAUUGCGUGGCCAUGCAGCACAAACAACCACUGGUGAACGUGUGCUGCUCAUCAACUAUGUGUCGCCCAGUGCAUCGGCAGCCACAUCGCCCAAUACGCAAACGCAAGCGCACACGGUUAGCAGCGCCACAGCGAAUAGCGGUGGGGUCGCGACCACAACCACCACGCGCAAAAUCCUCCAUGCCAGAGCGGCGGCAGCGACGCAUGCGAAUGUUAGCACCGCCACACCCGUGUCAUUUGCCGGCCUCGGAUCUGAGGUGACGGUCACACUGACGCGCUCUGGUAAAUCGACCGCCGGUCAUAUUGUACGAAAUCAUAGCAUUGCCACGGAAACGGUAGAACAUCAACAACAGCAACAACAACAUCAUCAUCAUGUGAGCAGUAGUUCGCCGCCGCCGCUUGUCUUCACGACGACGGCGCACAGCGAUUUGCAUCAUCACCAGCAGCAGCAACACCAACAACAUCAGCAACACGAAAUAAUUGAACAGCAGCAAACACAUCAACAUCAUCAGCUGCUAACGCAUCGACAAUUGCAACAACACCAGCAGCAAAAUACAACAACGGUGCUAGAUCCCUUGGACUUGCAGGACCAAGACGAAUAUCAACAGCAACAACAUCAGCAGAUCGUCAUCGAGCAUCACGGCGGCAACGGCCAGUCGCAGCAGACGCACGAAGAGGAGUUGCUUGAGUAUGACGACGAAGAGGAAGUAGAGGAGCACCACUUGCAACAGCUGCAGGAGGUGCAAGAUCAGCAGGAAUGCGAUGGCGAGCAAGUCGAAGAAGUUUAUCUCAACUGAAAGUGACGUCAGUGGCAAUUGAGCGCAUGCUCUGAAAUGACGGAUUGAAAUGAGCGCAGUUCCGUUUKCCAGCUGACUUAAAGAUCAUGCAAAAUAGGUAUAAUGACAAGAGUACUUCAAUAAUUUCGUAAUGACAGUGAGAUUUUGUAAGUACCAAAUGAACGACUGUCUUCAAGUUGCAAAUAUUUUUACUUUUCAAUCUUUGGUAUAAAAAAAUCCCAUAUUUACUUGAAUACAUAUGUAAAUACAGACAUAAAUGGUGGUGGCUCACCUUCUUUGUACAGAAAUAUUUCACAUACAUCUUUUAAUUUUGCAGUAAAUAAAAAAAUAUAUAUUAAAAUUGACUUUUUUUC